AUGCGUGAGAUCGUUCACCUCCAAACCGGCCAGUGUGGUAACCAAAUUGGUGCUGCUUUCUGGCAGACCAUCUCUGGCGAGCACGGCCUUGACGGCUCCGGUGUUUACAAUGGCACCUCCGACCUCCAGCUGGAGCGCAUGAACGUCUACUUCAACGAGGCUAGCGGUAACAAGUAUGUCCCCCGUGCCGUCCUCGUCGAUCUCGAGCCCGGUACCAUGGACGCCGUCCGUGCCGGUCCCUUCGGCCAGCUCUUCCGCCCCGACAACUUCGUCUUCGGCCAGUCCGGUGCUGGUAACAACUGGGCCAAGGGUCACUACACUGAGGGUGCCGAGUUGGUCGACCAGGUUGUCGACGUUGUCCGCCGUGAGGCCGAGGCUUGCGACUGCCUCCAGGGUUUCCAGAUCACCCACUCCCUCGGUGGUGGUACCGGUGCCGGUAUGGGUACCCUCCUGAUCUCCAAGAUCCGUGAGGAGUUCCCCGACCGUAUGAUGGCCACCUUCUCCGUUGUCCCCUCCCCCAAGGUCUCCGACACCGUUGUUGAGCCUUACAACGCCACUCUCUCCGUCCACCAGCUCGUUGAGCACUCCGACGAGACCUUCUGUAUCGACAACGAGGCUCUGUACGACAUCUGCAUGCGCACCCUCAAGCUCUCCAACCCCUCUUACGGUGACCUGAACCACCUGGUCUCUGCCGUCAUGUCCGGUGUGACCACUUGCCUCCGUUUCCCUGGUCAGCUCAACUCCGACCUCCGCAAGCUGGCUGUCAACAUGGUUCCCUUCCCUCGUCUCCACUUCUUCAUGGUCGGCUUCGCUCCUCUGACCAGCCGCGGCGCCUACUCCUUCCGUGCCGUCACCGUUCCCGAGUUGACCCAGCAGAUGUUCGACCCCAAGAACAUGAUGGCUGCCUCUGACUUCCGCAACGGCCGCUACCUCACCUGCUCCGCCAUCUUCCGUGGACGUGUCUCCAUGAAGGAGGUUGAGGACCAGAUGCGCAACAUCCAGAGCAAGAACCAGACCUACUUCGUCGAGUGGAUCCCCAACAACAUCCAGACCGCCCUCUGCUCCAUUCCUCCCCGUGGUCUCAAGAUGUCCUCUACCUUCAUCGGUAACUCCACCUCCAUCCAGGAGCUCUUCAAGCGUGUCGGUGAUCAGUUCACUGCUAUGUUCCGUCGCAAGGCUUUCUUGCACUGGUACACUGGUGAGGGUAUGGACGAGAUGGAGUUCACUGAGGCUGAGAGCAACAUGAACGACCUGGUCUCCGAGUACCAGCAGUACCAGGACGCCUCGAUCUCCGAGGGUGAGGAGGAAUACGUCGAGGAGGAGCCCCUUGAGGCCGAGGAGUAA
Aspergillus tubingensis is the source of this 1344-nucleotide messenger RNA. RefSeq names its product beta-tubulin (gene tubB). The transcript is spliced from 9 exons. The record is from RefSeq and is a predicted model, not a curated record. Gene Ontology annotation, cellular component: cytoplasm; microtubule. Gene Ontology annotation, molecular function: GTP binding; structural constituent of cytoskeleton; GTPase activity. Gene Ontology annotation, biological process: mitotic cell cycle; microtubule cytoskeleton organization. Bases 1 to 1344 code for a protein of 447 amino acids. Lineage: Eukaryota; Fungi; Ascomycota; Eurotiomycetes; Eurotiales; Aspergillaceae.